Diuraphis noxia (Russian wheat aphid) is the source of this 2760-nucleotide messenger RNA. Its product is annotated as erythroid differentiation-related factor 1-like. Gene Ontology annotation, biological process: positive regulation of DNA-templated transcription. NCBI's taxonomy places the organism in Eukaryota, Metazoa, Arthropoda, Insecta, Hemiptera, Aphididae. Gene Ontology annotation, molecular function: protein dimerization activity. The record is from RefSeq and is a predicted model, not a curated record.
AUGGCAUACGAUACAAGACUGGUGAUUUUCAUGAUUUUUCAAGUUUUCAAAUGGCUAAUAUGUUUCCUGAAUAUAUCGGGAAAGUGGACAUUUUAUCAAAUGCAGAAAAUAUUAAAAACCUGUUUAAGAUGGUAUAUGAUAAAAAAUCUGUAAGUGAGCAUAAUGGUGCAUAGAAUUGGUAAUACUUUACUUUUAGAUGAAUUUGAUAUCGAGAAACACUUGAUCAAUGUAACAAAUGAAAAAUGGAACUGGUUAAAAAAAUACUUUUACAUAAAAAUUGUAAAAUCUGAUAAUACUAAGGUGAAAUGUAUUACUUAUAAACAGAAUGAUUUAAACAGUAUACAACAUAAAGUUUUGGUAUCAAAAUUUCUGCACCAUAGCAUUGCAUUAAAUUCCAAUAAUGAUCAAAUAAAAAAUAACGUUUUUCAUAAUGCAACUUCGCCACCAGCUUUUCCUCUACCAAAAAUUAUACCAGAAGAAGUAUUUUUACAUUUUUCUCAAAAGCAUCAAUUAUUAUUUAACAGAAAUGUUUUAUGGUGUUUUGAAGACUUACAAAUGUUGAUAGGUACAGAUUUACCAGUUUUUGAAAAUGGCAAUAAUUCUUCUUUAAGUCCAAGACUGAGAGAUAUGUCAAAACCUUUCAGUAUGUUGACUGGACUUGAUUAUUGGCUAGAUAAUUUAAUAUGUGAUAUCCCACAAAUUGAAUUCUGUUAUCAUAUAAAUGGUAUUGUCCAAAAGUAUGAGUUAGUGAAAACAGAAGAUUUACCAUAUUUGAACGAUUCAAAAUUUUCACCAAAUAUUAUUAGUAAACAUAUGAAAUAUAUAUUAUCAAUUUUAAAAUCAAAUGCACGCUACAAUGGAUAUACAUACUGGUUAUUUAAAGGGAAAAAUGACAAUAUGAUGUAUGUUAAUGAUUUGACAAAAUUUUGUUCUGAAUCAUUAAUUGAUAAUCCAAAUCCAUUUACAGUUCCAGUAACUAGUUUAUUGUACCAUAUUGCUUGUAAAUUAAAACAUAACCCAGAAGAUGGGAAAUCAUAUGAUCCAGUUACUAUUAUACAUUCACUAAACAGUUGUCUAAAUUUAUUAAAUAAAACUAAAUACCCUCAAGCUGUUACAUCUAUCAAUUACAUGCUAUCAGAUAUCUAUAUUGCGGCUUAUAAUAAUCCAUUAAGCAAUGUAAUUCAAGAUUUAACUUGUUUAGAUGAGAAAUAUGCUACUACUGCACCUGAAUGCUCUAUACCAAAAGCUAUAGAAAAAUGUUUGUAUAAAGCAUUGUAUUAUAUUGGAUGCAGUUUAAGUUGCUUACAAUAUUUCAAAAACGAUAGAGAUAUAACGGUUGAAUCUCGCUUCAGGCGAAUACUUAUCGAAAAAGCAGCUGAUGUUUAUUAUAAUUUAGGCGCAAAAUGUUAUACAUCAAAUAAUUAUGGAAUAGCAUUAAAAUGUUUUCGACGAUCACUUGAAUGUCAACUAUGUGUUAACAAUACUUCUAUCUUCUACAGUAAAUUGGCACAUAUACUAGAAUAUUGUGGUAAUUGUUAUCUGUCAAUUUCAAGUUUUUAUGAUAAAAUAGAACAGUAUACAAGUGAGAUUGAAACUGAUGAAUUCUAUGAUGUUGAAUUAAGAAAAACAUUAAUAAKUAAUUCUCAAGUUUUCACUAUUAAAGAUUUAAAUUUAAUUUUGAUGAGACUCAAUGAAUCUAAAGAAAGCAUGUUAAGUGCAGCAGAACAUUGUUACUUGCGAGCUUUGGCAUUAGGAAUAAAUGUUGAGAAAAAAAGUACUCUUAAUAGACGACUAGGCUGUGUUUACAGCGAAUACUCUUCAUUUUACAUGAGUGAAAUAGUUGCAAAUUAUUAUACACAACUAGCAGAAUAUUCAUCAAAUUUUCCGAUUCAUAUCAAAGAAUUUAUGAAAAAAGAAAAUUUAUAUCUUGAGGCUGUGAAUAUUAACAAGACAAUUUUAUCUGAGCUCGACGACCGUAGUUCUGAUCCAAAACUUUGGGAUAUGGUUUACUAUGAUUUAUCUUCAGUUCAGUACUAUUUGUCAGUUCAAAACUAUUCAKCUUUAUGGCGAGAAAAUUCAAAAAACUAUAAAGAAUGUAUCAAUUCAUUCGUAAUAGCUUUGAAAUAUUGCGAUUUGGAAAAUGAUACACCCAAUAAAUUUAGAUAUGAGUAUCAAGCCGCACAUAUAAACUCACAUCUGGGAUCUUUGUAUUCUGUUUGUUUUCAGAAUUCUCAAGAGGCCGAUUCUGUUUUACCUCAGGCUAAAACUUACUAUAGUAAUUCAUUUGAAUUAUUUCAUAAAAUAAAUUGUCCAUUGGAAUCUCUUGAAGUUCUCGUAAAAAUGAUAAUAUUAGACAUGCACUUUGUUAAUAGUAUUACAAGCAUAUGGCAUGUUAAACAUAUCAAGUCCAUUAUAAAAACAUUGGGAAAAUGUAAUAUAGUGUUUUUGAAAUUUUUGGACAAUAAGGACACAUUUAGAUAUAUACUUAAUACAUACCAAAUUGAAGAGCUGRCCAUUGAAGGCAAAUUAAACUUUAAAAUGAGAAAACUAAAUCUUUUAGAAACUCUAAAAGAAAAUGUGUGUAAGCUCUUGAAAUAUAUGAUUAAGAUGGCCACGAAUAAAACAUUUAACUGGCUAACUGAUAAAGAAGAUGAACUGAAAACCAUCUAUCKUGCACUGUUAAAGAAUACAGAUGGUGACAAUGAUAAUUCACAAAUAAUCAUUGCUGUAAAACAAUUAUCUAAAUUUAGUGAUGAUUAA